Molecule: messenger RNA, 2873 nt
Organism: Pogona vitticeps (central bearded dragon)
Lineage: Eukaryota; Metazoa; Chordata; Lepidosauria; Squamata; Agamidae
Gene: FAM76A
Product: family with sequence similarity 76 member A
Cellular component (GO): nuclear speck
Source: RefSeq, a predicted model, not a curated record
GGAGGCCCGGGCGCGCCAUCGGGUUGGAUCAGGGCCGUGCCUGUCAGCGAGGCCGGCGGGAUGGCGGCGCUUUAUGCUUGUACCAAGUGCCACCAGCGCUUCCCCUUCGAGGCCCUCAGCCAGGGGCAGCAGCUCUGCAAGGAAUGUCGGAUUGCGCACCCAAUUGUUAAAUGUACUUAUUGUCGAACUGAAUUCCAGCAAGAAAGCAGAACCAACACAAUAUGCAAGAAAUGUGCUCAGAAUGUGAAACUUUAUGGGACGCCGAAACCCUGCCAGUACUGUAACAUAAUUGCAGCAUUUAUUGGAAACAAGUGCCAGCGUUGUACAAAUUCUGAGAAGAAGUAUGGGCCGCCGCAUUCCUGUGAACAGUGUAAGCAACAGUGUGCCUUCGACAGGAAAGAUGAUCGGAAAAAGGUAGAUGGAAAGCUACUUUGCUGGCUUUGCACACUAUCCUAUAAAAGAGUAUUACAGAAGACCAAAGAGCAACGUAAACACUUAAGCACCUCCUCCCGGACAAGCUUGCUAGAGAAGGAACAAUAUGGCCAUCUUAGUAGCAGCAGCCACUACAACAGCCAGAAAACAUUAUCUACAUCUUCUAUUCAGAAUGAAAUCCCAAAGAAAAAGCCCAAGUUUGAUGCCAUAUCAGCCAAUGGAGACAGCGUUCCUUCCUCACCUGAGAUGCUUUGCCCCCCUGUCCAGAGUGCCCCGUCUCUGUUGGCGCAUUGGGCUGCUUCCCAACAGUCUCUCGGUGCCCAUGAUUGUCCCGUUUCUCAAGGCACUGACAUCCUGAAUUUUUCUCCAGAUUUGGCAUUGGAUUCUCCGGGCACUGAUCAUUUUGUCAUCAUAGCCCAGCUGAAGGAGGAAGUGGCAACUCUAAAGAAAAUGCUGCACCAGAAGGACCAAAUGAUAUUGGAGAAAGAGAAGAAGAUAACUGAACUAAAGGCUGAUCUGCAGUAUCAGGAGUCCCAGAUGAGGGUUAAAAUGAAUCAGAUGGAGAAGACUCACAAGGAGGUCACGGAACAAUUGCAGGCCAAGAACAGAGAGCUUCUGAAACAAGCUGCAACCUUAUCAAAAGGCAAAAAGACAGAGAAGCCAGGGGCAAUAACUUCCCCUUAAACAUAGUAUGGGAACUUCUUCUAUCCUGCCCCCCCCCCGCAGAAACUUUUGGCUGCUAACCUCUUGGAAUCUUUCUGGGACCUCACUAUGAUUGGUAUUGUUAUGGACACAAGGGAAACCUCUGUAUGUGACCACUCAAUAGCAUGAUAGAGUGUUGGGUUUUAAUACUUUGUUCUCCUGUCAUCAUAAAAUGACGAGGUGGGAAGAGGCAUCUCUUCCACCACUUCUCAUCCUUCCAAGUCCAUGAACAAACACUUUCAGUGGUAAGAUAGUCUUACUUAAGUUUAUUAUCUAGCUGUAGUUGGUUGAGACAGGAGGACAGGGUUGGAAUCGGAUCCUCCCCAGACUAUGUGGCUUUCUAAAUAGUCAUAUAGUGGUGGGAACGAAUCAUGAUUCUCUGUGUUUACCGUUUUAAAAGGAAAUCUUUCACUUUCCUUACUGAAAAUAAUUUUAUGUGUUUCUGUGUUUGGAACACCAUGAGGCCAUUUGUCAAGUAUUUCUCCAAGGCCUGUAAAAACGGGAUAGAGUUUAAAUUAACAUCUGCCAGAAUUUUAGAAGUUUAAAGGUCUCUUGGCAGGACAGUUUGGAAGAAAGUAAGGAUCACUAACUGAUUUUACUUAAUCUGGUUUAUUUAUCUUGAUCACUAAAACAGCCAUCUUGGAUCUUUUUGCUCUUUUUAGGAUGAUGGGAGAAAAGAGAAUGUAUGAGCCUCGCUCUUAAAUGUAGGAUACAUUCAGUUGCAAAAAGAUGUGAGUGCAGCAUUUUAAUGAGCAAGCGCUAUGAUUUUCCUUGAAUUAUAAACUUAUUAUACAACAGUAAAAAAACUUUUUGGAGGGCUAGGAAAGGGUGGAUGGAUAUUGUCUGAAAUAGAAUAGGAAAAGGCAAGUGGUUGAACCACAUCGGAACAGAGAAUCUAAGCCCCUGACCUUGUCUUAAUUGAUUGAAAGUUUUAAAAAAUAGCAACUCUGCUGUUUUUGAGCCUUGCCCUGGCUUAAGAGACAGAGAAGGCCAACUGCAGACUCAUAUUUAAUAUUGCAAAUGGAUAUAUAAAACUGAACUUUUUAUAAGAUAAGGGACAACUGCUGCCACUGAAUUUUUAUAUAUUUUUAAACUUUAUUAAGUCGUAUCUUCUUCAAUUGCACUUUGAAGAUCUUAAAAUGUGGAAGAAAAAAAAUCUGCAAUUACUUGCUGUGGGUUGUUAAUUUUUUAACCUUGCUUUUGCUUUUUUAAAAAAAACAAAGACUUGUUAAGGAUUCAUCACACUGGAAAACAUGUAACAGAAGAAGCCUAAUUUUUAUACUUAAAAUAUUUUUAGGGAAAAGAUAUUCAUAGAAAUUUAACUGAAAUUGGUUUUUAGCUUCUUCAGGUGACAAAAAAGUAAAGGUAAGGGAAAUUAUUUCGUUGUAACUAGAGCUUUUUCUUAAUUUUAUUACAAUUUGAUCAUGCAUUAAAGUGGAUUAUUUAUAGUGAGACUGUUUUUCUUCUACAUUUGUAACAUUAAUGGUGUUUAAACAGAUGCAUUGCUUUGUACAAAUGAAUUGUAAAAAUAAUGUUUUGGGGAGGGUGAAAUCUUUGAGUGGGAUCAACUUUUGAUAUUUUGUGUAUGCCUUUCUUGAUUUGAGUCAGCAAAAAGAAUCCAUUUUUCCUUGGCUUGGCCUUAUCCUAGCACAGUCCUUUGGCAUGAAGCAAAAAUUGCUUUUGGUGCUACUGUGGAAUUUGAUGUAUGUGGAGGAUUAAAUGGUAUUUUCUGUAAUGAA